AUGAAGGGGUCCUGGAAGUCCCGCGCCCCGCCUCCAUUGGAUGAGCAUGACGACGACGCGGACCGGAUGACUUUUGCGAGCAACGAUGCCGCCUCAUUCAUUGACCUGGAUACGCCCUCCUCGCCCCUUACAUUUGCUCGCCAUCGCAAGGACUCGCUUGACUUGGAGGAUGACUCUACGCGGCUCCUGCACUCUCGGAAGUCGAACAAAACAGCGGGCAUUCGUAUCGUGACAGACGAGAGCAGCAACGAGUACUUCGGGAAACCGCCUUUGCCCACCGCGCCGAAGCCGAACUUUAGGCGUUCCGCAUCUGCAGGGCCUUCAAAGCCCCGUAGUAGUAGCGGACCGGCCUCAGCGCCUCCAGAACCGAUACCGCCGACCACAAACUACUUGAGUGCAGAGGCGCGGGCCGACCUCGUGCGCAAAUCUCGCAAGUUGACGCAGGUUUUCGGAACAACGCCAUCUGUCGGACAUGUGCAGGCGCCGCGCCAACACACGCGAGGAGCAUUGUCCAUGGCGGAAGGCGUUGGCAGUCCUACCCGUGGGAGUCUACGCUCUCGCGCGCCUCCCUCGCCGCUCGAUACGGCUUCAUUGGCGGGAAUGUUCAGCGACUCCGCGCAGAUCGCCGACUCUUCGCGGAGUUCGCGAAGGCCGGGGCGCUCGCGAAGAGCAGCUAGCCCUGGCGACCGGCGCUCGUUCAUUGAUCUCUCGGACGAGGAAGGUUCCACGCCAGAAGAUGGUCUUCGGUCCGGACUCAAGCGCCCCACUUCACCUUCUGGCCUCAGUGUCGCUUCUCUCACCACCAUCGAGGUCGCCCAGGAGAACCGCAAAAAGCAACGCGACCGGCUGGCGAAGCUGCAUCGUUACCUCGGCUCUCGCGUACCCGCAGAACUUGUCCUCGGCACCAUCGCAGACGACAACUCUCUUCCUUCACCCGAGCCCGUCUUCGACCCACCAACACAGGAAACAGAUCCGAAAGCGUGGAAGCGCCUACGCCGUCGUUCAUCAUCUGCCGCUGAGAUGAAAACUCGUUGGUUCGACGAUGGAGAGCGAGUCAAGGCUAACCUUGACGAGCGAGAGAAGGCUCUGAACGUUCGGAGGGCCGUCAAGAUGGAGAAACUUUUCGGCGUCCCGCCGCCACAGACGCUCUAUCACACACGAGCGACCUCGCCCGGAGCAACCUCGCCCAUCUCUUCGUCACCGACCUCACGCAAUCCGAACCAGUCAGCGUACAUCAACAAGGGAAAGGCUACCUCGGGCGGCCGUACACCUCGGCGUCGGACUAGCACAGCCUCCGAGAGCAUGCAAAACCUUCUCGGCGAGGAUGGACCUUCGAAUCCCUUCGCAGACCCUUCGCCUUCCGGCCAUUCACGGCGCACCUCUUCUGUGUAUAUGCAGUACCGCUUCUCGCUCAAUUCACUGAACGACAUGAUCGACCGCGACGACAAGGAGAGCAUAGCCGAGAUACACCAGUAUUUGACUUCGACAUCCGAGCUUUUGCCCGGUAGCGAUGACGAGGAUGUGCGCACCACGACACCGACGCCGACCAAUACAACGAGCGCAGCCUCGCCUGUUCCCUCGACCUCUGAUGCGUCGAGCAUCAAAUCUCUUCGUAGACGCUCGCUUCCCGUUCGCGCGAGCCAACUCUCUCUCGCUUCUCAGUUCACCGCUGCGGAGGAACCGGCCAUGAAGACCUUCCAGACGCGCCGGCGACGUGCAGCGAAGCUAACCAGCUUCUUCGGCGUUGACUACCGCAUGCUCGUCGGCGACAUCCUCGAAAGCAUCGAAGAGGAUGUCGAGCAGGAGAGCCGUCGUGGUGGGCUACAGCCUCACGAGGCGCAGGAUCUGCUCCAGAAACUGCGCAAGUUGAAGACCAAGCGCCUCUGA
Messenger RNA from Peniophora sp. CBMAI 1063, 1887 nucleotides. Lineage: Eukaryota; Fungi; Basidiomycota; Agaricomycetes; Russulales; Peniophoraceae. The record is from the annotation of a GenBank genome assembly.